This is a messenger RNA of Daktulosphaira vitifoliae (grape phylloxera), 2043 nucleotides long. Its product is annotated as tigger transposable element-derived protein 7-like. Gene Ontology annotation, cellular component: nucleus. Lineage: Eukaryota; Metazoa; Arthropoda; Insecta; Hemiptera; Phylloxeridae. The record is from RefSeq and is a predicted model, not a curated record. The transcript has a single exon. The coding region runs from base 308 to 1972 and encodes 554 amino acids. Gene Ontology annotation, molecular function: DNA binding.
UUACCUAAUACAGUAAAACCUCAUUAAUCCGGACCUCAUUAGUCCGGACUUCGCUUAAUCCGGACAGCUGUCUGAUAACACGAAAAAUGCGAAAUUUAUGCCGUAGACGAAAAUAAACGUAAAAGCGAGUUCCUCCAAUUUCCCAUAAAGUACAUAUAUUCUUAUCUACCGUCAUUAAAGUUAUCAUAAACUAUGUAUCCACAAAACUCACGUUAUCCAUUUGUUUGGAUAUUCAGUUCGCUAGUCGGUCGUCUAAUACGUAUGUUAUAGUGCUUUAUAUUAUAGUCGUUAUUUUUGUAUCACUGUGAUGUCUUUUAGCAAAUCUAGUCAAUGUAAAAAGCGAAAACAUACAUCUCUUUCCCUUAAGGAUAAAUUAUGCGUAUUAGAAAAACUUGAAAAGGGGGCAUCAGUGGCAAGCAUUUGUGCGCAAUAUGGCAUUGCCAAACAAACUGUCUCGGACUUGAGAAAAAAAAAAGAUGAAAUAAGAAAGUUUGUCCUUAAAUUUAAUGUUGAAAAGGAAACAAGCGAUGUAAAAAGAAUGCGGUUGCCUCUUGAUCAGUCACUUGAUGAUGCAGUUUACAAAUGGUUUUGUCAACUCCGUUCAUCUGGAUUGGCUGUCCGUGGAGUUGAAAUUCAAGCUGCAGCAGAGAGGUUAGCCAAAAAUUUGGACAUUAAUAAUUUUAAAGCCAGUUCAGGGUGGCUGUUUAGGUUCAGGAGGCGUCACAACAUGACAAAUAAAAAAAUAUGUGGUGAAAGUCUUAGUGCUGACGAUGAAACUGUCGAGCCAUUUAGGAAAAAAUUAAAUGACAUUUUAAGAGCUGAAAAUAUACUGCCUUCGCAACUCUACAAUUAUGAUGAGACCGGAUUAUUUUGGAGAGCUUUACCAGACUGUACACAAGCAUCCAAAGACGAAAAAAAUACGCCUGGUAGGAAAAUUAGUAAAGAUCGAGUUUCUGCGUUGCUAUGCGCUAAUGCUGAUGGAAGUCACAUAUUGAAACCUGUGAUUGUAGGAAAAAGUAAAAAACCUCGUGCAAUAAAAAAUUUAAACACGUUACCAGUUCACUACUACAACUCGAAAAAUGCAUGGUUUACUAGAGAAAUAACAAUGGAUUGGUUUCAUAAAAAAGCAGUGCCAGAAAUCAGUAGAUACCAAACCGAAGUUUUGAAAAUUCCUGAAAACAAAGUGAAGGCCCUAAUUUUACUUGACAAUUGCCCUGCACAUCCACAAGUUGACCAGCUGACUAGUGAUGAUAAAAAAAUUCGGUGCAUGUUCUUGCCAGCAAACACAACCUCUCUAAUUCAGCCUAUGGAUCAGGGCGUAAUCUACACAGCAAAACGUCUAUACAAAAAGAAGCUUUUACAUGAAAUUUUAGAAGUCGAAGAACCAGCUGCAGGAGAAGAAGAUAAACGAGGGCAAAAGACGUUACAGAAUCUCAAAGACUACAAUAUAAGGUCUAUGAUUUUUAAUUUCGCAUCUGCUAUCAAAGAUAUAAAACCAUCAACUUUUAUUAACUCAUGGAAGAAACUUUUAAUAAAUGAAGAGGUGGAACCAGAUACAGCUGGAUUGGAAACAGAGGACUUUUACAACACUUUCCACCAAGCAGGUGAAAAUUUGACAACACUAGAAGACAUUGAUUUGUGGCUAGAAUCUGAUGAAGACGAUAUGGGCUAUCAAAUUUUAACAGAAGAAGAGAUUGUUGAAAGCUUCAUCGGUGCAGAAAACUCUGAAACGGAUGAAUAUGAACAAGAUGAAGUAGACGAUAGUAUCAAGUCUAAGCCAAAACUUGGUGAAAUUAAAGACCAUCUAAAUGUUGUUCUCAAAUAUGUUGAAGAUAACGACGAUGAAAACAUAUCUGCAUAUUACGAACAUUUAAGGCAUCUACGUGAAUUAUUAAUACGAGAAAUAAAUGCAAAAGGAAGACAACCAAAGAUAAGCAGUUUUUUCAAACCAAUUAAUGAAAGUGUGCCUUAAUAUAUAAUAAUUAUGACUAUGUAUAUGCUUCAUGUUGAUAUUUACAUUUUUUUUAUGUAAUGUUUUUUUUU